AUGGGCAUCCACGGCCUCACAACAUAUCUGCGCGAGAGCAGGUCAGCGCUCGCCCAUACCAUUAGCUUCCCCAAGCAGCCCGGCCACCAGCCUCCAAAAUCCACCACCAUAGUUAUUGAUGGUUGGUCGUUCAUCUUCGAGCUCGCUAGCUUGGCCGGGCUUCAAUACAUCUACGGCGGCGAGUACGAGGCGUUCUCCCGGCUGAUCACGCAGGUCGUCACCGCCUGGAGGGCCGUCGGGCUACACGUCUGCUUCGUGUUCGACGGUGUCUACCCUGCCCUCAAGUUUCCCACUCUCGUGUCUCGCGCAAGGCAGACGACCAUCCAAGUCGGCCUCCUCUUCUUCCGCACCUCCGCACAGGCCCGCUCGACCCCGCGCUUCCUCCGCGAAAACUCGCUUCUCCCGCCGCUCUCCUUCACCGUCUGCGUCCAGACGCUGCGCGAUCUCGUCUCCUCGUCCGCAGCGCGGGCCGAGCCUCCCUGGCUCGAGGUCCACUUUGCAGACGAGGAAGGAGACCCGUACGCCGUCGCCGUCGCUGCGCGCCUGAACGCCUACGUCGUCGGGCGCGACUCGGACUUUGUCGUUCUCAACGCGGACGGCUACCAGGGGUACAUCCCCCUCGAUGAAAUGAUCUGGCUCGCGGAGCCUGCGUCUGCCGCGGCCUCGGACGCGGGGAGCGUCCUGAGCUCCACGGAUGGUGACGAUGACGUCGACCCGAGCGGCUUCAAGACCGUGCGCAAGUCCAAGACCCGCAAACGCGAGGCGGAGAACCCGCUCGUCGGGCGCGGCAUCAUCCCUCCCGCAUCCACUGCCUCAGGUGACACCACCCUCGCGCUUGUCUGCAACGUCUACUCCCCCACCGCGCUCGCGACCACUCUCCAGCUCCCCGUCUCGCUCCUCCCCCUCCUCGGCGCGCUCGUCGGGAACGACUUUACUGGCGGUGUCGACGGCGCCCCCCGCCACGCACUGCAUGCCCUCUUCUUCGAGCGGCAGCUCACCCUCCCGCAGCGCAUCACCCGUGUCGCGGGCACGCUCCGCUCCCUCCUGGACCCGGACCAGAAACGCAAGCGCAAGCGGCCGAUCGGGAGCGUCAUGGAGCUCAUCGACGCCGCGGUGCACGCGCUCCUCCUCCGCCCGCCCGACACGAUGGGCUCGGGCGAGCUUGACGCGAUCGUCGAACGCAUCGUCGAGGCGACGCUUCAGUACGCGAUCCCGCGUAGUGACGAGGAUGAUAUGGGACCAGGACCGAACGGGGCGUGGCCGUGUCCCCUGCAUGGCGCCGGAGCGUGUCGGCUCGUCGAUUUCCUCUCUCCGCCUCGGGCGGUAGCGGACGGGCUGCCAGAGCCCCCGAUCAACACCGACCGCGCGCGCGUCGGCGAGCUGUACGUGGGCGCAUACCGCCGCGGUGAGCUCUCCCCGCGCGCACUCGACGUGUUGAGCACCGGCACGGCCUGGCCACGAAUCGCACUCGAGGAUCCCGACAAGGAGAGCGUGUCAAAGAGUGUUGCACGUGCGAUCCGUCAGUGGGGCUACGCCGUACUCGAUGCGGGCGUCGGGCUGCCCGCGCCCCCAGCGGAGAGCGAGCAGGCGAGGGAAAACGGUGCGGUAGACUCGGACGACGAGCUCGUGGACGUGGUGGAAGAGAACUCGGACGACGAAGACCCGCUAUCUCCGCUCCGGGAUGCCCUCGAGCGGCUGGACAACCCUGCGGCAGACUCUGCGCGCACGUCCGCUCUGUCCCCGCUCGUGCCACCGCGCCCGAAGGUCGUCACGGAGUACGUGCGCCGCGGUACGCGCCUCGCACCUGAAGAGGUGACUGUGCCGCUCUUCAGCGACCUCCUGGAGGAGUUUUCCAUCGCUGCUCCGGAGAGCCAGCAGAAGCCGGGGACGCCCUUGCCCGUGCAGCUCUGGCCGGAGGAACUCCGCCUUACGUUCCUCCUGCGCGCGCUCGGCUCGGACACGCCUAGUGUUCGUACUCUACACGGUGCACGGCUCGUUGCCGUCCUCGCGGUGCGCUGGGUGGUUGCGCGGAUGCAUGCCCGUGCGGAUGCGAACCCCACACAGAGGGAGAAGCAAAUCGAGCGUUGGACCCGCGAGGAGGUCCGCGCGUUCCUCUCUGCGUUCUCGUGGCCGCGACCAUCCACCGCGCGCGCGAACGGAAAGACGAGAGCAUCCGAGGCAGACGACGUCCCCGGGGAGAACGACGAGCCCGAGCCCGAGCCCGUCCCCAUCGAGGAACGGAACAUCCAGCUCGUCACCCAGGUAAGCCUCGCGGGCGACGCGGUCGAGCACUUCGCGCAGCUCCUCCUGCUCGGCGGCCUCACACCCAACCCCAUGCUCUAUUUUUCCGGCCUGCGGUUCCACACCGCGUUGACGUCCCAGCCGAACGAUGUCACUAGCACCUCGGAUGACGAUGAGAUCUUGAGUAUUUGUCUUGAGGGUCUGGAGUCCGCUCUCAUGAUCAAACCAUCGAAGGCGAAGAAAAAGCGCAAGGGAGGCGCGAGUGGCGAGGCUCCAUCCACGGCGCCGCCGCUGCAACAGGGCCAGCGGCGUGGUCGCGCGCAGGCGGGGAAUAUGUACGAUGUGUUGGCGGCGAUGAGUGCGUGA
This is a messenger RNA of Fomitopsis serialis, 2607 nucleotides long. RefSeq lists its product as uncharacterized. The record is from RefSeq and is a predicted model, not a curated record. The transcript has 3 exons. The coding region runs from base 1 to 2607 and encodes 868 amino acids. NCBI's taxonomy places the organism in Eukaryota, Fungi, Basidiomycota, Agaricomycetes, Polyporales, Fomitopsidaceae.